UAUAGCAUAGGAAUUGAAUACACAAGACAACACAAAUGGCUAUGUCUAAAAGUGAUGCCUUACAAAUCUGUGAUAAGCUUGAGGAAUUACUUUCUUGCGCCGUCUGCUUUGGUGUCCUGGAGAAUGCCAGGGAUCUACCUUGUGGCCAUUCAUUCUGCUUAUCGUGUUUACAGGAAUAUGCUGGCAUUAGAGGAUGGACAGAUUCUGCCAAUUGUGGCCUUUGCCAGAGGACCCAUCAGUUACCACCCGGAGGCUUGGCGGCCCUUCCGCAGAAUUUUAAGCUCAAGUCUAUCAUCGAGGAAUUGGAAGGAUGGCAGAAGCUGGCCGAAUCUGCUAGCAAGGCCAAGGAAGAGACAAAAAAGAUGGCAGUCGGUAGAGCUAAUCACCUCCCUUCCCACACCGGUACGAGGAUAGGUAGCUUUGGUACUACUCAGCAGAUUCCACAGAACAAGACUCCAGAGAUUCCAAGUGCGCAUCAAAAUAGACAACAAACUCAACAAGUAAACAAAAGACAGACGAGUCCUAUACCUCCAGCUCAAAGUAGAUGGCGCACCAUUAACUUUGGGGAAGCCUUGCAGCAACAAACUCAGCAACAUAACCAACAACCCAUGGUGAAUCGUCCAACUUCACAUAUUCCAAGUAGACGUCAAACUAGCCCCUUGGAAGUCCUCCAUCAACAAACCAUGCAAGAAAACCAACAACAACAACAACAACAGCAGCAGGGAGUAGUGAAUCGUCCAACAUUACAGAUUCCAAGUAGACGGCAAACUAGCCCCUUGGAAGCCCUCCAUCAACAAACCAUGCAAGAAAACCAACAACAACAACAACAGCAGCGAGUAGUGAAUCGUACAACUUCACAGAUUCCAAGUAGAUGGCAAACUAGCCCCUUGGACGUCCUCCAACAAACCAUGAAAGAAAACCACCAACAACAACAAAAACAACAACAACGGGAGGGAGUAGUGAAUCGUACAACUUCACAGAUUGCAAGUAGAUGGCAAACUAGCCCCUUGGACGUCCUCCAACAAACCAUGCAAGAAAACCUACAACAACAACAGCAGCAGCAGGGAGUAGUGAAUUGUCCAACUUCACAGAUUCCAAGUAGACGGCAAACUAACCCCUUGAAGGCCUCCUGCAAACCAUGAAAGAAAACCUACAACAACAACGGGAGGGAGUAGUGAAUAGUACAACUUCACAGAUUCCAAGUAGAUGGCAAACUAGCCCCUUGGAAGUCCUCCAA
Messenger RNA from Lytechinus variegatus (green sea urchin), 1237 nucleotides. Its product is annotated as nuclear transcription factor Y subunit beta-like. Lineage: Eukaryota; Metazoa; Echinodermata; Echinoidea; Temnopleuroida; Toxopneustidae. Gene Ontology annotation, molecular function: metal ion binding; ubiquitin-protein transferase activity. Gene Ontology annotation, cellular component: nucleoplasm; chromatin. The transcript has 2 exons. The coding region runs from base 36 to 1142 and encodes 368 amino acids. Gene Ontology annotation, biological process: positive regulation of DNA-templated transcription. The record is from RefSeq and is a predicted model, not a curated record.